AUGCAGUCCCCCACAAUGACCUCAUCUUUUGCCAGUAUCGAUGGUUUGACCACGCCUCCUUAUUCAUCGAAAUCAUUCACAUACAAGAAAGGUGGGCUUAAUGGUUAUGCUGGCUCUCGCUCCGCGAGCGGCAACUAUAGCUCUAUCAAUCAGGUUGUGCACCAAGGCAACAAUGGCUACAAGAGUGGUGUCGUCCAAGAGACUGUACUGGCUCUGAAGAAGAAAAGUAUGGCUCAGCUUGGCGCUGGCGUAUACCAGGGCGUUGCAGGCACAACGUUCAUUCACCGUUGGGAUCGUGUCCUGAUCAGGGCUCUCUUCUUUGCAGAGCAGCUCCACAACCUUGAUUCGGCAGUCCGAGGAUUCGCUCUAGACAACCACGCUGCUGCCUCCUUGGGCUACGACCAUGCGCGUCUUCUCCUUGAGCUUGGCUCGGAAAACUCGGCGGCCCUUGAUCGUGCCUUUGCCGUCUUCUAUAAGCUUUCGCUAUCUUUCUCCACGAUCCUUCAAAGAGUGGAACUACUCGCCUCUACAGCUACAGCCGAUGUGCACGAGCAGCUAAAUCUGAUGUACGCUGACUUGUUGUCUCUCGUGGUUGAUGUUGCCAUUACCUUCUACAAGGCCGUGAAAGGCAUGUCAACGUCAUCGGUCAGCAUCGACAUAUUCGAGACCUUCGGCGACACAAUUGACAGCUUUCACUCUCGGAGAAAGAAGAUCGUUGAGUCACUAUGGAGCUCUCAGAUCGAGGACCAAGGCCUCGAAGCUGGUGAAGCCAUCGAUUUUGUGACCAUCAACAGGUGGCUAGCCCCCCAGGACCGGGUGCUCGCAACCCUCAGCCGCGAUCAUACUAUCGUUGCUGAGAACCAGGCCGAGUUCACCUGCUUGUGGUUCCAAAAGCCGCUCACUAGGUUCAUCAACGGCAAGGACCAAUUUCUGCACAUUUCUGGGCAAUCAGGAUCAGGGAAGAGCACUCUAGCGGGCUCGAUCACGGAUAGGCUGCAACGACCCAUCAGCAAAAAGACAUACGAUACUGCGUAUGUUUCAAUCAGUGCUUCCAUCCCUUCGCAAGCUACAUCAUUAGCACUGGUCAAGACACUGCUUUUUCAACUCCUCAACUUGAGAGUGGGUAAUUUGGCGAUGUAUUACUCAUUAGCUUGGGCGUAUAGUGAGUGUCGCAACGCCGCUAGUGGCCAAGCAUACGAAGAGUUGCUGUGGAAAGCACUUUCCGACAUCCUCAAGCAGCCAAUCGAGGGCGGGAACGACCUCAUCAUCGUGGUGGAUGGCAUUGAUGAGCUCAAAGGUGCUCAGGUGCCAUCCAAAAUUGUGGAGAAGCUGCUGAGCAUCGUUGCUCAAGGAGUUAGGGCAAGACUGAUCGUCCUAUCUACCCCAGCAGUGUCAACCCCCAGUAACGGAACACGUUAUGAGGUUACUCAUAGAGACAUCCAUGAUGACAUCCACGCCGUCAUCCUGCGAUCUCUCAUCCACAACCACCAUUUCCAUGGAAAGCACCCUCCCGAGCAGGAGACAGUUCUCGACAACCUCAUACAUGCUGCGAAAGGGUCUUUCCUCUGGGCUAUCAUUGCCGGCGAGAUUCUGAACCUUGACAAGUCGAGUGAGAGCUUUAACAAGACCUUGGAGACCCUGAAGUCAUCGCAGGGCGACGUUCAGGCGUUGGUCUUGAAGCUCUUCACAUAUUUGCCACUCACAAACGAUGCGAAGGUUCUACUGUCAUGGCUUCUCACCGUGGAGCGCCCUCUCACAGUUGAGGAGAUUGAGAGUCUCUUUUCCAUUGAUGUCCAGAGAGCGACUAUGUCACAUACUACUGUCGACAUCCACUCUACGAUACAAUCUCUGCGGCCCUUUGUCACGACCCAGGAGCACAUUGUGCGCUUCAAGCACCCGGUAAUUCAAUUUACUCUCCGAGACCUUGCGCAUCAAAACAGAGUUCAGAUACCCGUCAAGGGUAGCCAGACUGGCGUUCUAUUACGAAUCUUAGCCUACGUAAAAGCCACUCUACGCGAGAAGCGGGAGCCAGUCGUAGACGGGCUUGACCCCCAUCACGCUGAGCGCCUCUUUCAUCAACACCAUUUUCUAGAGUACAUCGUUCGCUAUUGGGUCGACCACUUUCGCCAAACUCCUUUCUACUCUUCCGGUCUUUCGGAGUUCAAACCGUCACCGGAACUGCAGCACGUCUUCCCAGAUACCACGACCAUGGUCCUCUUGGAGCAGGUUUGCUGGGAUACGCAGCUUCCUGCUUCGGAUGCUGUUGAGAGGCACACACUUGUAGGCGGCAUUCGCAAGCGGGUCUUCACGGAGAACCACUUCACGGUACUCCAAACGUACUUGACGUGCGCUAGUCUUUACACCACGCUGUCGAGACCGAAGGAUGCCCAAAUUUACUUCUUCACAUCUGCGAAGAUCGGUCGCACGAUCCUGAGCGAUAUCCACCCUGUGACCAUCGAGUGCGCCGUGCGCUUCCUCAAGAUCACCGACAGCCUCACGACCACUACCAGGACUGAGAUUAUGACUCAUAGAGAGGAGCUACUUAUCGUCCUGAUCACGGCUUAUGAGAGACAGUAUGGUCGUUCCUCCGAGCUGGUCAUCAAGACUCGUGAAGCUUUGGCUCAGCUCUACAUCUCCAUCAAAGAGGAAGAGCGUGCACACGAGAUCUAUCGAAUCAUCCAGGAGAUCACAAUAGAGCAUCAUGGCAAGCACUCUCACGAAGCCAAGGAACUGCGUGGUCGACUGGGUGUGGUGCUUGGCAAGGGCAAGGAUGACCAUGACCUCGAGACGUAUAAGGAUUCUUUCUUCACCGAUGACGAUGAAGAGGACAGAACGAUUAAUGUUUUUGACACAAAUCAGGUCAUCGUUUGGCUUCGCCGGGCCGAAGAGUACUUCGCUCGUGGAGAGAUCGUUCUGGCCGAGAAGACCUACGUCGAACUCUGGCAACAGAUCUCUCACCGAUGCCGCACUGUGCAGUCAGUGGAGUGGCAUGAGAAGCAUCUCGAUGUCACAACAGCGUACUCUCGAUUCCUGAUAUCCCAAAAGCGCACUUCUGAAUCGUCUUCUGUGCUCAUCUCCGUCUGGCGGCUGUACGAGCAGCAUCAACUUGCCUACUCCGAGAGCAUCGUGACUCGGCUCACAGCUGUCGCGAAGACUAUCAAGUCGCUCGGUCACUACGCGGUAGCUCUUUCCAUAUUCAAGUACGCAAGCUCGUACUACAAGAGUGUACGAAAGGAAGAGUCGUCUCACUCGACCGAGAUCAGUCGCGAAAUCUCGUCCACCUCGACCGAACUGAUUCAGCAAAGUCUUAGUAGCACGACAACUAUCACUCAAACCACUGGAACCGUGUCAGACUCGGUCUUCCAGAGCAUCUUCCAGUCGAUCAUUAGCAGCAAAACCUUUGAUGCUUCGACCAUUGCUUUAGCCAAGAAGUUGACGACCCAGUACUUUGAGCAGCGCAAUUGGUCUGCAUCUAUUACUGUCAUCAAGUCUACUCUGGAUCGGACCUGGCGCUCUUUCUUCGCCGGUUCAGUUCACGAUGUCACCUUGACGACUACUUUCUUGAAGGAGUCAGUCGAGCUCAUCGAAACCCUAGCAGAAGUGUUUCGACAACAGCGACGUAUUGACAAGGUGGAAGAUGUCUUCGUCCGGUUUUUCCGGGCAGUGCUCUCCUCGCCGACCACAGACAAGUCCAUCUUCGAGAAGGCCAAGACGCUAUUGGUGACUUUCUAUGACAAGCGUGGGUACCCGGAUAACGCGAUCAGCGUGUUCCAGGACGUCUUAGUCGUGUAUAGGAACGUGUACGGAUCGACACACGAGCUGACUAUCAAAACUUUGUACACACUCGGCUCACGAUGCAAGUCUCAUCCUCGAAACCACCCAUACUGGAUCGACUACUAUCAGCAGAUCGUGACCAGCUUGAACAAGGAAUCUCACCACUGUCAUCACGACGCUAUGGAUGCGAUCAUAAUCGUGGUGACUUCGUACUGGGAGGAUCGUCGUUACGCUGAGGCUGUCACCGUGUUCGGGGUGCUCUGGAACACUUUCAUUCUCAAGACUAAGGAGUACAAGCAGUUCACUGAUAGCACCUUCGUGCAGACUCUCUACGAACGGUACUUCCAGUGUCUCGAAGAGACUGGUGUCAGUUGGUCAAUCCUGCACAAGACCACCAAGGAGUAUCGCGAAACUUCUCUCGCUAUUUUUGGCGCUGAGUCCACCAUUGUUGCCGAGGCUACGCUGUCACUUGCACGCGUUACACAACGAAGUGAAGAACACGCAUCUGAAGCCAUCUCGUGGUACGAACAGGCUUCCAAGUACAAAUCAAUCUCGACCAGUGUUACGGAGAUCAAACAACAGCUUUCUUCCUUGUAUGUUCGUCAGCUCAAGUCGACAUCGUCUUCUACCGUUAAGGCCGAGACGAUUGACCGUGCUAUUACUAUUCACGAGGAACAGUACAGUGAGAUCACGAAGAAGUACGGUUACUCGCAUGAGUCGUCGCUCACAGAACUUCGUGAGCUCACACAGCUGUACCAUCGCCAGAAGAAGACGGACAUUGCCGUGCGACAGCUGACUACAGCAGUCAGCUCUAUUCUGACUCAUGAGUCGUCCUCGCAGAAGUUGAUUGAGUCGGCAUCAUAUAUUGCAACCUCCUUCCAGUCUGUCCAGCAAGAACAGUACUGCACGCAGCUGAUCCACGAGCUCCAUCGCCAGAUUUGCGCUCGUGACACUCGUUCCGUAUCCAAGUGGUCCUUUGACCUAACAAAGACCAGCCGUACUACUCUGGUCUUCUUGGCUUCACUUCAGUACAACCUUCGAAAGGACUUGGCAAUUACUUUCUCGGAGAUUUUGGCAGACUUGACUGCGGAGUAUAUCUACUUCGAGCAGUUCAGGCAAGCAUUAGCGAAGGGUAGCGUGAGAAAUCUCCUCGUGGUUGCCGCUCCUCUGCGAACAUUCCUGCUCAGCCACCAUCUCCCCGACUCUGCUACCUUCGUGGAAGACGAAGUGCUCAGGGUGUUCUUGAAGCGCGAUGCUGCCGACCUACACCCCUUGAGCAAAGAGUCGCCUCGCCUCUUCAUUGUCUCCAUCUUGCAGUACCUGGGCAGCCGUAAGAGCACCAACUUCAACAAGGCUGUCAUCCUCGCAUCCAACGAGCAUGUUGCCUCUCUCAACAAAGCCAAGAGGUUCCCCGAAGCCUACGACAUUGCCAACCUUGCUUUCUUAUUCGCCAGCAACCAUGACGGCUACAACGGGCUGCACUCCAUCAGUCACGGCUUCAAGCUCGCCUCGCUCCUGGUCGGAAAGGAUGGAGAGAAGUCGCCCGACGCCAAUCUACGCAAGAAAACCCUCGAGCUCUCCAACCGCAUCGUCAAGAAGAUUCUAGAGAUCACCAAGAGUCUGAAGAUCAAUCUUGCCCAGGUGCAAAUCACCGAAAUGAGCCAACUCGCUGCCUUACUGGGCGAACAGCAAGACUACACAACAUUAGAGUGGCUGCUCACAACCCUCUGGCACACGCGCGACGCUCAACGCAACUGGCCCGCCAGCGUCCUCGUCAAUCUCGGUCACCGCCUCGUCUGCGCUCGCUACCUCGCCGGCCACCCCGUCAAAGCAAUCCGCCUCUGCGAAGACAUCGCAUACAACAUGCGCCGCGCCCACGGCCCACGUGCCCCCGUCACCAUCCAGACGUACGAGCUCCUCGCGCAACUGUACACUAGCACAGGGCUAUCCUACCAGUCGAAGGCCGGAACCGAGAAGACGGGCGCCCUCGCCACAGAACACUUCAAGAAAGCGCUCACCGUGCACGAGGACAUCCUCCGCCUGCUGGUCCAAGACGAUGCAGACGAGGACUCUGACGACGACGACACGGCUGCGGCGAUGCUCGCUGAGCACCAUAGCAGCGUUAAUGGGAGUGUAGAUGGGCACUUUGCCUCGAGCUCUUCGCUCGACCAGUCUGCUGUUUCUAUUCCUAAUAAGGGCGCGCUGGCGCUGCACCAUUUGCAUCUUCUCAAGCUGGCGUUCCAACGUGUGGGGGGUUGGCCGAAGCACUACGCGGAGUAUGAGCGGUUGAACGCGAGCUUAUUUAGGGAGUUUGGGGGGAAAGAGGUGUGGAAGGGGGCAAAGGGUGUGGAGACGUGGAGUUCGAAGGGGUAUGGAGCGGGCAAGGCGGAGAGCGGGGAGGAGAAGGGCGUGCAGCAGAAUGGGGAUAAGGAUGGGAAGGCGUUGUCGUUGGAACGCAAGGUAGAGGAUGAGGAUGAUGGUGAGCUGUAG
Molecule: messenger RNA, 6264 nt
Organism: Didymosphaeria variabile
Lineage: Eukaryota; Fungi; Ascomycota; Dothideomycetes; Pleosporales; Didymosphaeriaceae
Exons: 5
Coding region: 1-6264 (2087 amino acids)
Molecular function (GO): protein binding
Source: RefSeq, a predicted model, not a curated record